Messenger RNA from Didymosphaeria variabile, 1887 nucleotides. RefSeq lists its product as uncharacterized. The transcript is spliced from 4 exons. Gene Ontology annotation, cellular component: membrane. Lineage: Eukaryota; Fungi; Ascomycota; Dothideomycetes; Pleosporales; Didymosphaeriaceae. The record is from RefSeq and is a predicted model, not a curated record. The coding region runs from base 1 to 1887 and encodes 628 amino acids. Gene Ontology annotation, biological process: transmembrane transport. Gene Ontology annotation, molecular function: myo-inositol:proton symporter activity.
AUGGCCGAAAAGAACGAAAAGAAUAUCGACACCAUCAACGACCCCGGCGUCGAGCCUCCGCAGUAUGGCGCCCUCCACGAGAAGUCGGAGCACAAGCCGCAGACGGAGCUGGUAGACGAUACCGGUCGCCGGGCGUCUGUCGCUAUGAACAUUGUCGAAAACCCUCUGCAGCGUGGCUCUCGCGAAGCCGUUGUGGCAGACGCGCGCGCUUUUGCUGAGAGCAAUGGCAUGGCUGAGCACGCCUCGCUUUUUGGUCGGGCUGCGCUUGUUGCGCGCGACCCCAAGCGAUUCGAAAUGCUUGCAGAGAUCGAUGAGGAAGAGCGUAACGCCCUCAUCUACGAGCGCGACCACAAGUGGCAUGGCCCCAAGAUGCUGUGGUACUCGAUUGGGCUGUGCGCCAUCGGUGCCGCCACCCAGGGAUGGGACCAGACCGGUUCAAACGGCGCCAACUUGUCCUUCCCCCAGGAGUUCGGCAUUGAUGGCAAAGGUCACGACGAGUGGAUUGUUGGACUCAUCAACUCCAUCAUUUUCUUGACUGCCGGUUUGAUCGGCGCUUUCAUCGUCGACCCUCUCAACAAAUAUCUCGGCCGACGCGGUGAGAUCUUCGUAACCGCUCUGUGUCUUACUGCAACGCCCAUCGGCUCCGGUUUCGCAAAGUCAUGGCAAGGACUUUUCGCCGCCCGCUUCAUCAUGGGCAUUGGCAUCGGCGCAAAAAACGCGACUGUGCCCAUCUAUUCCGCUGAAAUGGCCCCCGCCCGCAUUCGAGGUGCUCUUGUCAUGUUCUGGCAAUUGUGGGUCGUCAUCGGCAUUUUCUUGGGUUUCUGCGCCAACGUCAUAGUCAAGGACACCGGCCGCAUCGCUUGGCGUCUCCAGCUUGGCUCCGCCUUUAUUCCAUCCUUCAUCCUCGCCAUUGGAAUCUUCUUCUGCCCGGAAUCGCCCCGAUGGCUGAUGAAGCAUGGGAAAUACGACAAGGCCUUUAGGUCCAUGUUGGCGCUCCGAGCUCAUCCCAUCAUUGCCGCGAGGGACUACUACUACUCGUUCGUCAUUUACGAGGAGGAGAAGAAGAUCGCUGCCGGAUCCAACUACUUCACUCGUCUCUGGGACUGCUUCUCCGUGCCCAGGAUCAGGCGUGCCAACUAUGGAGCUUCCACCGUCAUGCUUGCGCAACAGAUGUGCGGUAUCAACAUCAUCUCCUUCUACAGCUCCACCAUCUUCGAAGAGGUCGGCUACACUGCCACCCAGGCGCUAUACGCUUCCCUUGGUUACGGCGCUGUCCAGGUCGUCUUCACGAUCCCCACCCUCUUCCUGAUCGACACCAAGGGCCGCAGAACCCUCUGCAUGAUCACCUUCCCACUCAUGUGUCUCUUCCUGCUAGCCGCAGGUCUCUCACUCCUCCAGCCCGAGGAAGCAUCCCGUGGCGCGAAAAUCGGACCCGUCGUCCUCUUCAUCUAUCUUUUCACCAUCGCCUACUCCCUCGGCGAAGGUCCAGUCGCCUUCCAAUACUCCGCCGAGGUGUUCCCCACCAUCCAGCGCGAGCAGGGCAUGGCCUGGGCCGUCUGCAUCAACAACACCUUCGCCGGUAUUCUCUCGCUCACCUUCCCCCGCAUGAAGACCGUCAUGACGCGCACCGGUGCCUUCGGUUUCUACGCCGGCCUCAAUCUAAUAGCAUGGUUCAUGAUAUUCUGUUUCGUCCGCGAAACGAAGCAGCUUACGCUCGAGGAGCUCGACCAGGUCUUCUCCGUGCCUACCAAGACGUACCUCGGGUACGAGAUCAAGGUCAUGGUGCCAUACUUCAUCAAGCGGUGGAUCCUGUUCCAGAAGUCUACUCCCAAGCCUGCUCCCAUCAUCGAGAAGGCCGAGUACACUGAGACUGUCCCCAGCGCUUAG